CGUGUCAAAAGAAACCGGGCAACAGUUGAAGGAAAAAAUUGUUCGUGUGAGUUUCAGUUCGUAAUUGGUCAUAUAAUUAGUAAUACGCUUGAUUGAUUGAAUUCGACUGCUUUUCAAAGUAGAUUUAGAAUUAUAUUGUUUUGUAUUGGCACCAUUUUAAUUGUGUUUUUUUUUUUGGGAGGAGUAAAUAUCAUUUUAACAAAACAUGGUGAUCAAUGAUAUUCAAGACAAUGGUGACAUCGAUCAAUCGACCGAAAUAUUACAACUGCUUAAUGAUAUAUGCAUGAACAACGAACAUGCCGACGUGUCGUUCAUCGUUGAAAACACCGAAAUACCAGCGCAUAAAAUGAUUCUAUCGCUACGGAGUUCCUAUUUCCAUUCAUUGUUUUGUGGUGGUUUUGCCGAAGCAAAACAAGCUGAAAUUAAGUUAGAAGUUCCGUUGGACGCAUUUAAAGCGAUUUUGAAGUACAUUUAUACUGGAUGCUUAUCGCUCGCCGCUUUGGAAAGUCAUCAAAUAAUCGAAAUUUAUGACCUAGCCGAACAAUAUGGAUUCGAUACAUUGAAUAAGAUUAUUUUGGAGUAUUUAACAGUCAAUCUGACGUCGGACAACUGCGUUUCAAUUUUAAAUGCGGCUUAUUUAUAUUCUUUGGAUGAUUUGCAAGCUGCGUGCAUGAACUUCAUCGAUUUCAAUUCGACCGAAUUACUUGAUCACGACACUUUCAACGCGUUAUCACUCACGUCUUUGUGCACUGUAUUGAAGCGUGAUACAUUCUACGCGCUGGAGAUUGAUAUUUUCAGAGCAAUUUGCAAUUGGUCAACAAAUAACCCAGAUACUGAUAUAAAAGUAGCACUCUCAACAGUACGGUGGACUGAAUUGAGCAUGCAUCAAUAUUUAAACAUCGUUAUUCCUAGCAACAUUUUAGAUCCAACGCAACUGCUGCAAGUGAUGAUCGCAUCGAGUAACACAGGAGGCCGCAUUCAGUGUCGCAAUUCGAGUAAAAAAGUCUUUGAAAAAGACGUUGAGGAAAAUAUUGCAACCGCUGAAUAUGGUGCGAAGACGAUUUCUGGUGAAAAUCCAUCGGCACUUUUGAGUGGUAAUUUUACGGAUUAUGAUGUGAACAAAGGUAGUACAUUUCAUCCCGUAAAUGCAAACCGAAUUCAUGACGGUGUUCGGCAACAGCCACUGGAUUCGUGCAUAAUCGUCGACUUGGGAAAAUUGCGAUUCAUAAACAAUAUCAAUUUUCUGUUGAUGGAUAAGGAUUCCCGUUCAUAUUCAUACUACAUUGAUGUAUCGCUCGAUGGAAUCGAGUACACACGGUUAUUCGAUCACACCAAGCAUUACUAUAGAUCAUGGCAAUAUUUAUAUUUUCAAUCUCGUCCAAUUCGUUUUAUCAAAUUGGUCGGCACACAAGCCACUGACAUAUUGCGGAAACGAAGUGGUUUUUGUUAUGAUCGUGGGUAUAAUUAUGCAGAUUCCUAUGAUUCAUUCGACAUUGUCGGAUUACAAGCAAUGUUCACAACUAUCAACUAUCCGAAUUUGGUUGAUGGUGUUAUGAAGCCAACGAAAAAUGUUGCAAACAUUGAACAUAGUGCGAUCGUUGUUAAAGGUGUAGGUGGGAACAACAUGUUGAAUGAGAAUCCUGAUGAAUUUACGUGCCACGAAAAAGGCUCUCAUAUUCUAUUGCAAUUCAAUCAACCGUACUACAUCGAUUCAUUGCGAAUGCUGCUUGGGAAUAAUAUGAAUCAUUUGAACAAGUAUUCAUUUUGUAUUGAGACAUCGAUGGACAAAAUAAAUUGGAAAAUGGCGGUUAAUAAGCGAAAUGAGUAUCUGUCAAAUUGGCAAGAGUUUGACUUUGAACCACAUUCGGCUAUUUUUAUUAGAAUAACUGGAACGCGAAGUGAUGUUAGUUUUAUCUGUACCUAUUUCGAAUGUCCAUGCAAUCCUCGAAGACCCAAAUUGAAGCGCCCUCUUCAGAGAUGAAAAAAGCAUUGAAGUAAUAGAAGUAAAUGCAUGAAAAGGGAAUUAUCUAUUUGAAAUCAUAAAAUAGAAUAAAACGAAUGAUAUUACAGUCUAA
Molecule: messenger RNA, 2075 nt
Organism: Sitodiplosis mosellana (orange wheat blossom midge)
Lineage: Eukaryota; Metazoa; Arthropoda; Insecta; Diptera; Cecidomyiidae
Product: BTB/POZ domain-containing protein 9-like
Exons: 6
Coding region: 206-1981 (591 amino acids)
Biological process (GO): circadian behavior; modulation of chemical synaptic transmission; adult locomotory behavior
Molecular function (GO): protein binding
Source: RefSeq, a predicted model, not a curated record